AUGAGCGCCAACGCGACCAACGCCGGAUACGUCACUUCUGACGCCUGGAAGUGCUGCCAGUGUGGCACCAAAAACCUACGCACCCUCCACGUGGCUUGUCCGCCCUGCCGGCAUCGAAAAUGCUCGAACUGCACGGACACCGUCCUCAAGCAAAACAGCAACUCGAGACGACAAGACAAAGUGGUCCCACGGUCACAACACGGCCUCCAGCAAGCUCAACCAGACUUCCAAUCAGCAACCUUGCAGCAACCUCGACUUAUGCCGAUCUUUCAGUGCAUCAUGGGCUCUGUCAUGGACAGACUAAAGAGUUGGAAAUGGCAGGAUCUCGAUGGGAUGGUCGUGUUCUGA
Molecule: messenger RNA, 348 nt
Organism: Cladophialophora immunda
Lineage: Eukaryota; Fungi; Ascomycota; Eurotiomycetes; Chaetothyriales; Herpotrichiellaceae
Exons: 2
Coding region: 1-348 (115 amino acids)
Source: RefSeq, a predicted model, not a curated record